Plutella xylostella (diamondback moth) is the source of this 3970-nucleotide messenger RNA. Its product is annotated as polynucleotide 5'-hydroxyl-kinase Nol9. Gene Ontology annotation, cellular component: nucleus. The record is from RefSeq and is a predicted model, not a curated record. Gene Ontology annotation, biological process: cleavage in ITS2 between 5.8S rRNA and LSU-rRNA of tricistronic rRNA transcript (SSU-rRNA, 5.8S rRNA, LSU-rRNA). Gene Ontology annotation, molecular function: polynucleotide 5'-hydroxyl-kinase activity. NCBI's taxonomy places the organism in Eukaryota, Metazoa, Arthropoda, Insecta, Lepidoptera, Plutellidae.
UCGAUCGAUCGAUGUUAUUUAUGAGAGGUUAUGUUCAACUAAAGUUUAAAUAUUAAUUAAUUGUUAAGUUUAAAUUAUCCUGAAUUAAUAGAAUAGGUUAAGUUAUACAAAGCUUCAAAUAUAACUUAGCCAUGGAGACAUUUGAAAAGGCGCAUGUUUUAAAAAAAGAUAAGAAGAGCGAAGAAAGCAUGAAAAAGCAACUCCGGCAAAUGCUGUACGGCUACAAACACAACGACAACCAGGCGAUCAAGGACGCUGCUGCUAAGCGCGAAUACUUCGAGGACACACUGUCAGUAAGUGGGUUCUCUGAGUUGGACCUCAGCAGUCGUGAUGAUGCCAAAGAGGACAUAUCGGACCCUGACGAUGUCAGUAUCUCAAAUGCUGAUGAACUGGAUACAAGCAUGGAUUCGGAAUUAAGUAAAGAAUUAGAUAUUAAUCAAAGUAAUUCAAACACUGUGGAUUCUAUGUCUGACGAUGAAGACAAAAGCCAUGAACUAUUAGAUGAUAUUAUUCAAGACAGUGACAGCAGUUUUUGUUUUGACCAAACAACUUCCACAGAAAUAGCAUCAGAAAACGAAGUAUUUGAUGCCGAUGGAGCUCUAGCAUCCAAAAUAUUAAAAAACCUAGAAAGUAAAAAUAAAGGUGUUCUGUCAGAGUCUGUAGAGAGUUCAGAUUCAAUGGACAGCUCUGAUAUCCAAGAAAUUGAGAACCUAAAUAAAACUGAAAAGGUUUAUAAAAAAAUGCCUGAGGCAACUGUAACAAAAAGUGAAAAACAAAAGAAAAAUAACAAUAAGCGUAAACUUACUUCUGCAGACCAGCCCUUUGCUAGUUUGACAAUGGACAGAGAUGAUGUGGACAGUGUUUCUGAACAACAGAAUAGACCACAGAAAAACAAAUCCAAGAAAGCUAAUGCAGACAAAAAUAAUAAGAAAGAUAACUUGGACAAUAUUUCUGAACAACCGAAUAGAACUCAGAAAAACAAAACCAAGAAAGCUAAUGCAGACAAAAUUCAUAAGAGUGCAGAUAUAGUAGCUGCAUCAGAUUCAGAGUCAUGCCAGUCCGUGGCUGCCUCCUCGGACCAAGCCUCGUUGCCCAGCAGCCUCCACAGCCCCUCCCCACCCUUUGUCCUGUGUGAUGCUGAAAACACCAUAUAUUAUAAGGAAUUCAAUGAUUUGCUCAGUGCCUACAGGAAUCCCACUAUGAAAAAUCUACCAUCAGAAGUACCAGUGUUUAGUUCCAAGAGUUCAGCAAUGUUCAGUUCCACCUACAACAUUCCUCCCACAGAAGACAGAUCAGCAGAUGAGGAUGUCAGUUCACUCGGGGACCUUGAGUCAGUUUCAUCAGAAAUGGUCAAUGAAAUAGAAUUAAGCCCAGAAUUUAACAGUACAGCUGAACUGCCGGAGCUACCUGUACAGGACUUGUCACUGCAAUCAGAAGAUGUAUCUGAAGCAGAAAGCUCAGUAGAUUUUACAGAAGAACCUGUAAAUACAAAUCAAGUUGAGGCAUAUUGUAGUAAGAAUUGCUGUAUAUUUGUUCUAAGACAUCCCGCUGAGCUGUACAUGCAUGGGAAAGUAGUGGCUACCGCUUUGGCCGGGACCACUGAGGCAGUGGGACACAUACUGAAGGACAGUUGUAAGAUCUAUGCACCAUACAUCAACUAUGCCCAAUGUUUGAAGACUGUAGAGUGUGAGAAUUCAUAUUAUGGUUUGUUUAGUAAACUAACAGCAGCCGGCUUGUCAGUGGCUGAGGCAGAAGACAUUGUGACUUCACUUGGAGAGUAUGACUCAGUUAUACAGUUGAAGCCCUUAAACAGCCGCAAGCUGGACUUUGUUGAGAACAACUUCAAUGUGACAGACUUGUUCAACAAGCCCAUCAGAACUGUGGAGAGCAGUCUGAGGCAAGCCUCCGAGAAACUGGGAUGCUCCUUCUAUCUGCAAAGGCCAUGGAAAUACUUUGACGAAAAAGAUGUCUGGCGUAAAGUUAUACAAACAGGAUUCAAACCCCACAGCCGAGGCCUCGUGUGCGGCGGCAAGGGCACGGGCAAGUCGACGUUCCUGCGGUACUACGUGAACCGGCUGGCGGCGCGCGGGCCCGUGCUGGUGCUGGACCUGGACCCCGGCCAGUGCGAGUUCACCGUGGCUGGCUGCGUGUCCGCUACAGUCGUCACGGAGCCGCUGCUCGGACCCAACUUCACGCAUCUGAAGACACCGGAAAGGAUGUUGAAUAUCGGAAUGAUAAACGUAAUGGACAACUUGAGACGGUACACAAACGCUGUCGCGUCUCUGAUCAGCUACUGCAGCAGCCGGGAGCAGUACCGGCGCAUGCCGUGGAUCGUCAACACAAUGGGGAUGUGCACUCCGGUCGGCCUCAAGUUGUUAACGCUCAUAUUACUGCACCUGAAACCUACUUUUGUUGUGCAAAUGGACUCCACUAAUGCGAAGAAGCGAUUUGAAUGCAACUUGGACGCGCAGACCGUUAUGGCGAAGUGUUCCAAUGAAUUCCGCUAUGAAAGGCUGCUAAAGGACGUGAGAUGUCCAGGGAACCUAGACUAUGAGUAUUUCCUGUCUGAGCAGUACACAGAGGGCGUUGGUCGUGGGAACAACUACUGCCUGGCGCCUCGGGACGAACGCUACUUGAACUAUUUAGCCUAUUUCGGAGAACUGAUGGACUUGCACAAAGAUACAGAGUUUCUAGGAAUUGUCCCUUACGAAGUCCCUCUCGCGGCUCUGAGGGUAGGAGCGAACGUGAGGCUGGAGGCGGCGGCGGCGGGCCGCGUCAUCAACGGCAAGGUGGUCGCGCUGUGUCAACACGGGCCGGCUGAUAGCACUAGCAAAAUAUUUACACUCGAUGAUAAACCUAUCUUGUGCCAUGGAUAUGGUUUGGUCCGCGGGGUGGACUACGAGUCGGGGCUGGUGUACGUGGUGACGCCGGCGGCGCGGCUCGGCGCGGUGGACACGCUGGUGUACGCGGACUGGGCGCCCGAGCUGCGCGGGCCGGAGCGCCGCCUGCCCGCCGGCGCGCCCGUGCCCUACCGCACCGCCACGCUCCACAACCAGAAACAACUCCUCUUCACACCCAAGAGAAGAUUCAACCCUCUACAGUUCCUAAAAAUGUCAAGGAGCGCCUAAAUUGAAAUCUCCAGUUUAUACUUAAAAAUUGUAAUUGGAAUAGAAAUCCAAAAUCUUAAAAAUUAUAAAAGGAAAUCUAUUUUAUGUUAAUUCAUGUAUAUUUGAAAGAUAAUUUUGUACUUACAAUACUAAUAAAACAUAACAUAGAUGAUGAUUUUAACUUAAAUAUUCCCAUCCUAAACACCUUGAAUCAUAAAUGCGGUAUUAAUUUUUUUAUUAAAGUCAAAAAGUCUAGAAAAGUAAUUGUUAAAACAUGGGGUUUUAUUACUAAUAAAUUAUAUUAGCAUGCAAUGUAUUUCAUAUGGAAGUUAAAAUUUCACACAAAUAAAAGAUUAUAAUAUAACUGCCCUACACAUGGACGUCUCACAGACGCGUCUGGCUGAGCUGACGGCACUUGGCUGAGUCAGAGAGGUCAAAUAAACAUCCUACACAAUUAUACAUCACUAUUUAAUUGAAAAAAUAUUAAAAUACGAAACUAAACAAUCGAGUCGCGGUGAGGGUACACCGGUCGAGGAAUAUUCUAUAUGUUGAAGAAAUGCUACUUGAUUAUAUAACAUGAUAGUAUAGCACGAAAAAUCUCAGUGGACCCGCGGAGACGGGAGUCCACACUCGCCCCAGACUACAUUUGAUAAGGCAUUUACGCUUAUUCUUUAUAGAUAAUCUAUAAAAUAUACAAGUACCAAUUGUGAAAGUGUAGCCACACGAAUACUGAGUGGGUGUGCGUGCAGCGCCGCGACAGUCAGCUGUCAGUAUCGGAAGGAAGCACUGUGUGGCGGACGUCGCGACUCAUGCAGAGCCCGAGUCGUUUCAAACGUAAGUGUUCAGGCAGUAUGCGAACCAUU